UAGAUAAUAUUACGUGCUCUGUGGUUAGUUAUUGGUCGAUUGUUCGAAGAUUUUCGUUAUUGAUAUCGGAAAACUUAUAUUAUUUAGCUAAGCUUUCUUGUAAUUUUCAGGACAAAUAAGUUUUUAUAAAUACUCAAAAUGGGACGACGUUCAAUUAAUACCACUAAAAGUGGUAAAUAUAUGAAUCCUACGGAUCAAGCACGUAAGGAAGCCAGAAAGAAAGAACUAAAGAAAAAUAAGAGGCAACGUCAAAUGGUAAGAGCCGCAGUUCUGAAGAUGAAAGACCCCACACAAAUUUUGGAAGAACUGCAAAAGAUAGAUGAAAUGGAGUAUAAUGUAUUACAACCGUCACCAUUGAAUGAGAAGGUAUUGAAGGAAAAGCGAAAAAAAUUAAAAGAAACAUUUGAUAGAGUGCUGAAGAUGUAUGAUAAAGAUGACCCAGAGAAAUGGAUUGAAUUAAAACGACAAGAAACUGAUUAUGAAAAAAGAAGAGCACAUUUGAUAUCAUAUUAUGAAUCGGUGAAGCAUGCACAAUCUGUACAAGUGGAUGAUAUUCCUCUGCCAACUUUGCAGAUUCCUGAAAACAUAUUGUAUGGUAAUCUCCCCUUGCAAAUACCACUUCCAGCGGACACAUUGCAUCCUAAUGCACCCGUGAAACCAAUAUUAAAGAAGGAUUCUGCAUAUAAAGAAAGGCCUGUUGGUAUAGAGCCACCAGGGGUACCUCCUGGACCACCUCCAGAUUAUGGUGCUCUUAUUGCUGAAGUUAUGAAGAUGAAGAUCGUAGAGAAGAAGAUGCUGCGAUUUUCUGAUGUUACUGAUGAGGGUCCUCCAGGAAUGAAUAUUCCACCACCAGGCUUACACAGACCAGAGGAUCUAGAUGGAGAAGCGAUGGAAGAUAUAGAACAACCAUCCAGUCCGACUCCAGCUACACCAGCUCCGAAACCCACAUCUUUACAGCAGAGGAUGUUGGCACUAUCUGGACAGAAUAUUGAUGAUUUCAUGAAGGAGAUGGAGGAAGUGCAUAGGAAGAGGGAGAGGGAUAGAGCUGCAGAUCUAAAUGCGCGGCUAUCCGCACUAAAGCGCGCGCCGCACCUGAGCCACGGGCGCGACAGCGACUCGGACAGCGACACGGAGGCGCACGCGCACGCGCACGCGCACCACGCGCCCGAGACGCUCGAGCCGCCCGGCGCCGAGCGCAGCGUCCCGCCGCCCAUGCUGCCGCCCGGUACAGGGCCCCUGAGGCCACCGGGCCCUCCGCCCGGUGCCCCGCCGCGGUUGCUCAGGCCCCUGGUGCCCCCGCCUCCACCGCACGUGUCAGUUUUGACGGCCGCACCACAGUUGAUACAGAAGAAAGACGCGCCGCAAAGUGCGACCAUAAGCGCAAAGCCCCAAAUUAGAAACUUGUCUGCUGACGUCACGAGGUUCGUGCCUUCAGCGCUGCGGGUGAAACGCGAAGACAAGAAGAGCAAGCCGGAGCACAAGGUGACCCUACAUAGACCUGAGGUCCCGAAGCAGGCACCCAGCAAGGAUGACGCGUAUAUGCAGUUCAUGAAGGAGAUGGAAGGAUUGUUAUAGUUAUCAUUUAUAAUAAAGUGGUUUUAGUCA
Molecule: messenger RNA, 1605 nt
Organism: Zerene cesonia (dogface butterfly)
Lineage: Eukaryota; Metazoa; Arthropoda; Insecta; Lepidoptera; Pieridae
Product: WW domain-binding protein 11
Exons: 10
Coding region: 139-1575 (478 amino acids)
Biological process (GO): mRNA cis splicing, via spliceosome
Cellular component (GO): spliceosomal complex
Source: RefSeq, a predicted model, not a curated record